Messenger RNA from Physcomitrium patens, 4538 nucleotides. RefSeq lists its product as uncharacterized. NCBI's taxonomy places the organism in Eukaryota, Viridiplantae, Streptophyta, Bryopsida, Funariales, Funariaceae. Gene Ontology annotation, molecular function: phosphorelay sensor kinase activity. The record is from RefSeq and is a predicted model, not a curated record. Gene Ontology annotation, biological process: phosphorylation; phosphorelay signal transduction system.
CUGCUGAGAAGAUCUAGCAGUGGACCACCAAAAUGUGACGAGACCCUUGAACCAUACGUCCACAAUAUCAGCGAAACUGAUCCGAAGCAUCGUCAGCAGUAGCAGGAGCGUCAAAAGUGCAGGUUUGGUCCCACAUUUGCACACUUGGAGCAUUGGAAUUGCGACAUCUUCUUGCUUUUUCCGGGGGAUGGGCCUGCCGCAAUUCACAUUAUUCUGACGUCGGGGAGAAUUCCUCUGAAAACACAGAGAUGGGUAAAGGGUGAUGAAAUUUUCUGGUACCCCUACGAACCGUAAACUUUGCUCGUGAAAGCGAAGUUGAUAGCUUUCGAUUGGUAUGGCGAUUUACUCCUGACCCAUGCUCGAUCAGUGAUUGGCACAUGGUGUUGCGGGAAUCUUGUUCGAACGAAGAGGAAGAGCAGUCAGUGUGAUGGCGAGGCCAACUGUUUGAGGGCUGUCGGUGGUUGAAGGGGAGCAAGAUUCGUUUUGUACCUUGCCAGUAUCCGCAGACUGAAUGCGUCUAGAAGGUGUUAAUUGAGUCUUAAAUGUGGAGAUUAGAGUACAGUUAUGUUCUGCGAGGAAAAUCUCUAUCGAAAGUUUAGGCAGUGCAGGUUGACGACGAGCCGAGCGAGGGCUUACCGAAGGAGGGCGGGGAGAUUACCCAGAAUGUGUUCUCGCAGACUCGUGGUUGUUUGUUUGGACCAUUGGUGGGCGGACGUAUGUUGUGUGAAGAUUUAGGGCUGGAAGACGUUUGUGAAAUCCCCGAGAUUGUGAAGUUCCGUUGAGUUUCUCAAUGAGAAAAAACUGAGCGGCUUGAUGGAUUAAGAUGGUGGAGUUGCCAUUCAAAGAUAAAAACUAGCAAAAGGAUUCCUUUGGAAACGCAAUUCGAUCAGUAUGUUAGUGUGUCGAAGGCAGAAAUAAGGUCUCACAAUCGUAAUGGAUCCCCUAGCGUCAGAGGUCACGGCGGGAGCAGCCGGGGAAAACCCUCCCUCCGCGUCGUGGCUCGCGGCUCAUUGGCGUAGAUUCUUACAAUCCAUAUGGAGUCAUCUGUUGCAUUGCAGCGAAGCAGUUCGUAACGAAUGGAGGAAUCGUCCCCGCGACGCCACCGAACUUUACAUACUCGCUCGACGCAAUUUGAUCACCAUUUCGAUCGUCAUGUUCAGUGGGGUCUUCACAUGGGAAAUAUCGGUGGAAGAAUUGCGGUUGCGCCAGGGCAUCUCCGUUGUGUUCCCAAUUUACGUUCCGCAAGCCGUCUCGCUCUCCCUGGCAUCGAUCUGGCGAUACCACAUCAUACCGGGGAACGUUAUAGGGCUCUAUCUCGCCAGGAUGUACAUGACGUGGCGGGGACCCGGCUCGACAAGCGUGAUCACCUCGACCAUGUUCCUUGUCAGCUCCUUAGCCACUCUUCAAAGUCACUUCGCUGCAUUCUACCUUCGGAAGCGUCUGUGUGAAAAUCGGAACAAGAAAUUUCCGACAAUCGAUUCAGUGUCUGACGCUGCGUGGUUUCUCGUCAUCGUCACCGUGUUCUCUUUGUUCUUCUGUACCGUAAUAGCCUUGUGCCUCACUGCCACGCCCGUGGUCGUCUGGUCCCAGUUUGGGGUCCUCUGGGCGACAUGGUGGCUGGGAGUACUCACGGCUAUGAUAACGAUCACACCGCCGAUCAUCCACCUCAUGGCAUGGAAGUGGCGGCCCAGCCUUUGCCGCCCCAUGAAGCUGCUUGAGGUUUUAUUAACUGCUGCGGCCACCAUUGGAGUCUCAACCACCAUCUUCUUUUUCGACUUGCAGAAGUUCCGCCCCUUGCCCUUCCUUGCCUACCCGUGUAUCGCGUACACAGCUUUUCGGUUUAACCGCGUGGGAUGGGCGUUCACCGUCUCCGUUAUUGCAUUCAUCUGCUCGUCGGGGAGCAUUCGCAAGCUCGGGGUGAUGUAUAUAUUGCUUGGACGACCUCCGCCUUGGUCGGCCAAGCUCAUACUCCAGAUUGAGCUCUACAGCAUAGUGAUGGGCGUGGUGAGCAUCACAGUCGCCGCGGCAGUGAGGGAGAAGAAGAGGCUAACCCGCACGCUUAACCAAAUGAACGUUGAUCUCGAGUACCAAGUCGAUAGGAGAACUUUGGAACUACGGAAGGCAAACGAGGAGCUUCAAAUAUCUCAGAAGAAGGCUGAGAUGGCCAGCCAUGCAAAGACCCAUUUUCUGGCAAACAUGAGCCACGAGAUUAGGACUCCGAUUCAUGGAAUUCUGGGCUUGACUGCACUGCUUCUGGAGUCUGAGCUUUCAGUGGAUCAGAAGGACAGCCUUUCAUCAGCGAAGGAAUGCGCUGAUCUUCUACUUCACAUCAUCAAUAGCGUGCUGGAUCUUGCGAAAAUCGAGUCUGGUCGUCUUGAGAUCGAGAUGGUUCCGUUCAAUAUCCGCAACAUGGUGUCCAGUACACUUCGGAUGCUGCAAGCCAGAGCACAAGAGCGUGGCUUGAAGCUAUUGUGGGAGGUGGAUAGGGGAGUGCCUCCUUCGCUUGUGGGCGAUGCUGGAAAAAUCCAACAAUCCUUGUUGAACUUAGUGGGCAAUUCGCUGAAGUUCACGCAUGAUGGGUUUAUAUCUGUGAGCAUCGGAGUGGCCUCUGACUCUGUGAGAGCUUCUGUGAUCGGAUUACCUGUUGGGGCCAGCAGUGGAGCGGCUCGGGGGUUGGGUGGAAAACUGUCCUGUAAUGAACACCACAUAGCGCAAGCUCAUGAGAGCAUGCUUAUUCACUUCGAGGUUCGCGACACUGGAAUAGGUAUCAACAAAGAGAAGCUGAAGGACAUGUUCAAGCCCUUCACUCAAGCUGAUGCCUCUACUUCUCGUCUUUAUGGUGGUACUGGCCUCGGUCUAUGUAUUGUUCAUAGAUUUGUGGAGCUUUUAGGUGGCUCAAUCUGGGUGGAGAGUGAAUUUGGAAAGGGUAGUGCGUUCCACUUUUGCUUGCCACUUUUCCUGAACACUUCCCUCGAUGAGAUAUCACUGGAAGCGUCGCCAGAAGUGAGAUCUCCAGGGAAGAGUAGUGAUAAACCAUGGAGCCUUCUGCGCAGUUUGGUUUUUAGUCCACCUAGUCCAAAGUGCUCGAGCUCUGGAGGUGGGCAGCCGGAUGCUGGACCACAAAGUCGACCUUCAGAGAAUCCGUUGAGGUUGCCAAAACAUGAACCUAAGGAUGAUCCUGUGGGGAGGGGGAAGAGAGCAGGCCGUACCAUGCUUUCGCUCGGUGAUUAUCCCACCUUCGGAAACCAGGUUUCGGAAAAUAGAGAUGACUGGUUAGCUGGGAGCAGUGACUGGAGAAGUGGAGUUUAUGGUUCGAUGCUCACACCCUACCAAUCAUUUCUAGCUAAUUUAGAAGUAAGCGACCCACCCAGCCGGCCACGGCGAUCUUCUUGGUCGUAUUAUGACACAAGGGCAGAGUCGCAGGGAAGGAGUGUUGCUUUUGCCAAUUAUGAAGCAUCGAGCGAGCGGCUGAGCCAGGUGCUACAUCCCCGGCGCAGUUGGGAUGGUGGCAGAGGCACAUCUAGUGAGCUGAAGACAGACUCUCUGGAGCUGGUUCCCUGGCACGGCAAUUCACUCGGAACUUCAACGAGACAAGCAGACAGUUUUCAAGUGGUUGGUACACAUAGAGAUACUUCCAACAUCGGUUCGCCUCCGAGAAGAGGACCUUUACCAGACGUAGCAUUCGAUUCUACCCAGACAGAACCUGCUCCAAAUGGGCUAAAGCAGAGUUCUCUAUCAGAGCUUAGCAGAGAAUCUUUAACAGAAUUGGAGUUGUUAAAAGGGAAACUCAAGCUGAGGAUAAUCCUUGCGGAGGACAAUAAAAUAAACCAAAAAGUUGCAAGCCGGCAGCUGGAGAAGCAUGGUCACGUCGUCAACAUCGUGGACAAUGGGCAGCGUGCUCUAGAAACCAUCUGCGCGCAGCAUGACGACUUCGACCUCAUACUCAUGGAUGUGCAAAUGCCGAUCAUGGACGGAUUAUCAGCCACGAAGCAAAUACGGAAGGCAGAAGCAGAGAAGGGAUGGUCUAGGGUUCCGAUUAUAGGACUCACUGCGCAUGCGACCAAAGGCUAUCAAGACACUUGCCUGACAUAUGGAAUGGAUGGCUACCUUGGGAAGCCUUUUGAUAUCCAGCAGCUGCUCAAAACCAUUGGUCACAUUCUACCCAGAAGCUAACACAAAUACCAGAUUUCACCCAUUUGUACCAUACACGAGCAUCUAAUUUUUCUUCAUACGAAGAACUAGGAUGGUUACUAUAGAUACUCGCUCAGUUCUCAAACGAUUUCGACAGUGUGCCUUGUCGACUUGACUGCACAUCUGAAGAUAUUUGAGCUCCGAAUUCUGACAAUUGAACGAUCUUGCGUUUCAGUAAAAGAUGUGAUGUGAUGAGGAUUCUAGGAACUAGUCUCAAUGCUAGGAUCUUCGGUCACCACGAUGGGUGCAUUUAUUGCUAUUCAUACAAAGCUCGGUGUUGUUUUUUCUGCAAUUCUGCACAAUUCAAUGCUCCUCUUUGAUAUGUACAUGGGUUUUUCAUCUCCUUA